Messenger RNA from Necator americanus (New World hookworm), 3621 nucleotides. RefSeq lists its product as uncharacterized. Bases 1 to 3621 code for a protein of 1206 amino acids. Gene Ontology annotation, biological process: mitotic sister chromatid cohesion. The record is from RefSeq and is a predicted model, not a curated record. The transcript is spliced from 35 exons. Lineage: Eukaryota; Metazoa; Nematoda; Chromadorea; Rhabditida; Ancylostomatidae. Gene Ontology annotation, molecular function: protein binding; ATP hydrolysis activity; cohesin loader activity. Gene Ontology annotation, cellular component: chromosome; mitotic cohesin complex.
AUGCAUAUUAAAGAGGUUAACAUCACCGGAUUCCGGAGCUACCGCGAAGUGACAAGCAUCGAUAGUUUUUCACCGCGCCACAACGUAAUUGUUGGUCGCAAUGGAAGUGGGAAAUCGAACUUCUUCUUCGCCAUUCAAUUCGUAUUGAGUGAUGAGUUCAGUCAUCUUCGGUCUGAACAAAGGAUGGGAGUAUUGCAUGAAGGCACUGGACCUCGCAUCAACACGGCUCGUGUUGAAAUUGUCUUCGACAACACUGAUAGACGAAUCCCGGCUAUAGAGGCUACUGAAGUACGAGUUGUUCGCCAAGUCGGCCAAAAAAAGGAUCAGUACUAUAUCGAUGGCAAGAUGGUACCUCGAGCUGAGGUUGUGAAUCUAAUGGAAUCUGCAGGUUUCUCACGAUCCAAUCCCUAUUACAUUGUCAAACAAGGUAAAAUUAAUGAGUUGGCAACGGCUCCCGAUUCCCACAGGCUCAAGCUUCUUCGUGAAGUAGCUGGUACUCGAGUUUACGACGAAAGAAAAGAGGAGAGUCUGAAGAUUUUGAAAGAAACACAUAACAAAACAAAAAAGAUCGAGACUUUAUUGUCGUAUAUCGAUGAACGCCUAAAGACACUUGAAGAAGAGAAGGAAGACCUUAAAGAAUACCAAAAAUGGGACAAAAUGAAGAGGUCGAUAGAAUAUACCAUCUACGACACUGAGGCAAAUGAAACCCGAAAAAAGCUGGAGAGGUUGCUUGACCAAAGAGAAGAACUUAGCUCUCGACAGACGAAGGUGAGCAGUGAGCUUGUUGAAGUUCAAGCGCGUGGUGUUCGCGCAAGUGCAGAGCAGAGAAAAUUGGAAGCGCGCUUCAAGGGUAUGAAGGAAGAGAAGGCAGCUCUGGUAGCGGAGCAGGCUGAACGAUUUGAAAAGAAGGCCGAGCUUGCACUGCUUAUCAAUGAUUUGAAGGAAGAUGUUGAGAAGGAAAAGAGCGGCCGCAAUAGAGCAGAGGAUGUUCUUAAUCAAGUUAAAGCGGAGAUUCGUGAGAAAGAGGAGGAAUUAGAACGAAUAUGCCCAAAAUAUCAGAAGCUUGUCGAAGAAGAGUCAGCCUUAUCUUCUGACAUACGUAUCGCCGAAACAAGAUCAAAAGAACUGUUCGCAAAACAGGGCCAUAAGGAUCAGUUCAAGACGGCAGAGGAGCGAGAUGCAUUUCUUCGGCGUGAAGUUCGUCAUAUUUCUCGACAAAUCGCGGAUACAGAAGAACAGAUAACUGACAUCGAGAAAAGCUUGGAAGAUGAGACUCGUGAAGAGGAGCAAUUAACAGUUCAUGUACAGGAACUUGGUGUCGAGUUACAAGAGAAUCACAUCCGAAUGGACAAAGCUAGUUCGGAGCAUGGUCGUCUGAAACAAGAGUUUGAUAGAGCUAUGGUGGCCCAACUUGAUGCGACUCGUGAGGAGAAAUCAGUGCGGGAACAGUUGGCUACAAUGAAUGCUGAGCUAUCUCAAAUGGAACAGCAGAUGCGUUAUUUAGCGCCAAGGUCAAUUACAAACGGUGUCGAAGGAGUGCGAAGAAUCAUUCAGUGGUUCCGUGACAAUAACGACGAUGGUAGACACGACGAUGUUAUUAACGGAUAUCACGGCCUUUUAUUGGAUCUCAUUGACUGUGAGCCUAUCUACUUUCAAGCUGUAGAAAUCACCGCCGGAUCUCGUCUCCUGUUUCAUGUGGUUUCAGAUGACAGAGUGGCUCUCAAAAUUAUGAAACAGUUUAACCAACAAAAUCUGCCUGGUGAAUGCAAUUUUUUUCCUGUUAAUAGGAUUGUGGCUCCUCCUCGGAAGGAGUAUCAAGAUGCUGAUGGUCGCGCCAUCUUGGAUGUAUUCGAUUAUGAUGAGUAUUAUGAUGCUGUGUUCCGCAAUGUGUUUGCCUGUACUGCUAUCGUUCGUGAUCUCCACCUCGGAGCUCGCUUUGCGAGAAGUGAAGGUUUUGAUUGUGUGACACUUGAUGGUGAUCAGAUCUCUAGACGUGGAGCUCUCACUGGUGGUUAUAUAGACACAAAACGAUCGAAAUUAGAAUUGCACAAGAGUAUUCGUGCGCAGCAGAUGAAUCGCGAUCAGCUGCAGGCUACACUAGUGGAAAUUCAACGGAAAGUGAAUGAAAAGAUGAGUGCUGUAGAAAAAAUACAAAUGGAGAUCGACAAGGCUGACAACGAUAUGCGCGUUUACAAGCAACAACACCGGAAUCUUACAGAGAAGAAGCGCUACGCAAGUGAACAGCUGCAUGCGAUGGGAAGAAACCGUGAACCGAAGAAAGCUCAGCUGCUCAAUUUGCGAAAUCGGGUUCGCGAGCUGCGUGCACAGUUGGAAGGAUACGAAGAGCAAAUUGGAUCUGAGUUCCUUUCUCAGCUCAGUAGGAAUGAGCAGGCUGAGUGCGAGCGGUUACAGAGAGACAUAUUGGAGAAAAAGCACAAGUUGGAACAAGUAUCAAAGGAACGGAGCGCACUCGAGACUACAAAGCAACGACUUGAAAAUCAGCUCACUACGAAUUUGCUUCGCAAGCGAGAUAGUCUAACGGCGAGAAUCAGUGACAUCGCAGUUGACGAAAAGCGGCAUAACUUGCAGGCUGAGUCCGCUGAGCUCAACUCCGUCAUCCAGAGACUUAACGAGAUCGUCCGUCGAAUUGCUGAGUUAGAUGAGUGCCUUAUGGAGUAUGAUGAAAGCGCAGAGAAGUUGAAUAGAGAACUAGAGGACGUUCAGGAACAACAGAAGGAUUUAGAAGCACAAUUGGCAGACUUCUCCAAACAAGCAGACAUAAUUUUCACGAAACAGAGCACAUUACAGUCGAAACGUGAAGAAAAUGUGAAGAAGAUUCGUGAACUUGGCUCGUUACCGACGGAUGCAUUUUCGAAGUAUCAGGGGCUGUCAACAAAGCAGCUGGACAAAAAGCUGGCUGAGUGUAUGCAUGAGUUAAAGAAGUAUGAGAAUGUCAACAAAAAGGCUUUGGAUCAAUUUGUGCAAGCAGCAUCACAAAAAGAAGACCUUACGAAGCGAAUGGAAGAGCAACAAAAGAGUCAGAAGUCUAUUGAGGACCUUCUGCAAGUUUUGGAUACAAGGAAGUAUGAGGCGAUCCAGCUCACUUUUAAGCAGGUAUCCAAAAAUUUUGCUGAAGUGUUUCAAAAGUUAGUCCCUAAUGGGAGCGGUUCUUUGGUAAUACAAAUGGGUAAAGAUGAAUCGAUGGAUACAUCACAACCUGAUCAAGCUCUUCAUUUAGUGGAAAACUUUGUUGGAGUUGGAAUAAAGGUUUCCUUCAAUGGCAGCUCCGAAACGAGAGAAAUGGUGCAGCUCUCUGGUGGUCAGAAGUCACUAGUAGCACUUGCUCUCAUAUUCGCUAUUCAAAAGUGUGAUCCCGCUCCUUUCUAUCUAUUCGAUGAAAUUGACGCAGCUCUAGACGCGCAACACAGGAAGGCCGUAGCAGACAUGAUUCAUGAGCUCGCGGAAAACGCACAGUUCAUAACAACCACUUUCCGACCUGAGCUUUUGGAGUCAGCUGAGAAGUAUUAUGGUGUGAAAUUCAGGAAUAAGGUUUCCCACAUCGACGUUGUUACAAAAGAACAAGCUUAUGACUUUGUUGAAGACGACACCACUCAUGGAUAG